AUGAGCUUGCCAACAACUACUAAAAUUGAUGCGGCGGUUUUGCGUAAGGUAUCCGACGGUGCAAACGAGAUUGUUCGUGGUCUGGAUGCUGUUAACCAAACGGGACGCGACUGUUGGAUCAUCUAUCUGGCACUAGAGAAACUUGACGCUGACACGAGGCGCAGGUGGAUUGAACGCAGUAUGGACAAAGACUCACCCACUCUCGACGACUUCUUCAAGUUCUUGGAUGAUCGUUGCGAGGAAUUGGAACUGAGCAAAGGGGAGCUUGUGACCGUCGGCAAAGCAGCUACGCAAGGGGACAAACCAAAAAGAAAGGCAUUGAAUGACACUCUCUUUAUACGACCCAGCAUCCAACGCGAUCUGUUUGUUGUGUGCCUCCGCUUCAGAAUGUACAAAUUCGUAUUCUCAGCUGACAUUGUGAAAAUGUUCCGCCAAAUCUGGGUCAGCAGCAAGCAUCGAGACUUUCAGAGGAUCAUUUGGAGAGAAGAUCCAUCGGAACAAAUCAAGCAUUUCCAACUUUGUACUGUCACAUACGGAACCUCAUGUGCACCAUUCCUAGCAGUUCGUGUAUUGGAACAACUGGCUUCGGAUCAUCGGCACGAAUUCCCGAAUGCUGCGAAAAUCUUAUUGGAGGAUUUCUACGUUGACGACGUUCUUACUGGAGCAAACAAGCUCGGAAAAUGGGUAUCAAAUACCAACUCCAUAACAGAGGACCCCGAUUCCUCUACCCAACUUACUCAAUCGUCACCAGUAAAGGUUCUGGGACUCUACUGGCACCCUGGAAAGGACACUUUAACGUACAAUGUGGGUCUAUCUGCAAAUCCCAGCUGCACAAAACGACAAGUCUUGUCCGACGUAUCACGGAUAUUCGACCCGCUUGGACUCAUGGCACCCGUCGUGGUUCAAUUCAAGAUCCUCUUUCAACGCCUAUGGCUACUCAAUCUGGACUGGGAUGAUCCACUCCUAAACAAACUGGCAGACGAUUGGCUGAAGUGGCGAGCAGAUCUCGACACUUUGCAGCAGUUUCAGCUACCACGCUUGGUUGUCAACGACGCAGACAACAUCGAGUUGCACGGAUUCUCCGAUGCUUCAAUCAAGGCAUACGCUGCUGUAGUGUACAGCAGAGUAAUACACGACGAUGGCUCUAUUUCCGUAUCGAUAGUAGCUGCAAAGACAAGGGUGGCCCACUCAAGCAACAAUCUUUGCCACGCCUGGAACUUUGCGGAGCACUUCUACUGA
Messenger RNA from Drosophila obscura, 1239 nucleotides. RefSeq lists its product as uncharacterized. The transcript is spliced from 3 exons. The record is from RefSeq and is a predicted model, not a curated record. Bases 1 to 1239 code for a protein of 412 amino acids. Lineage: Eukaryota; Metazoa; Arthropoda; Insecta; Diptera; Drosophilidae.